Neltuma alba is the source of this 2015-nucleotide messenger RNA. RefSeq names its product protein-tyrosine-phosphatase IBR5. NCBI's taxonomy places the organism in Eukaryota, Viridiplantae, Streptophyta, Magnoliopsida, Fabales, Fabaceae. Gene Ontology annotation, cellular component: nucleus. The transcript has 5 exons. The record is from RefSeq and is a predicted model, not a curated record. Gene Ontology annotation, biological process: auxin-activated signaling pathway; abscisic acid-activated signaling pathway; protein dephosphorylation. The coding region runs from base 609 to 1430 and encodes 273 amino acids. Gene Ontology annotation, molecular function: MAP kinase phosphatase activity.
AGUCAGGCAAGAAGGGAGAGAGAGGGAAAGUCGCAACAUCAUCAAUACGACAAUCAUGACUUUAUCCACAAUGUUCAUAGAUUCUUACUCAUUCAUGAGCAUUAGAUUUAUACGCUGAAUGUUACCGUAGGAUUAUGUUAAAAUUUUUUCCAUGACGGGUGUUUGUGUUAUUAGGCAAGUUCCAUGAGAUCUAGGAGAAAAUGAAAGGAAGCCUGAUUGCUCCCUGUCACGUGGCUUCCGAGGAUCUUAACAAUCAAUAUAUUAAUACACCGCUAAUCUGGUCUGGUGUUGCCGGGUCACACAUACCUCUCUGAAAUAUUUGAUUGAACCAGUGAGAUAGUGUCUUACUGAUGCAAUCUCAUAGGAAGAAAGAAAGUCAGGAGAUUUCCUACUAGGAGCCUGUGUUUUCGUUUAUUUUUUUUGUAAUUCUUUAAGCCCCUUUCUGUUGUUUUCUUACAGUCUCUUCCGCGCUAUUUCAUCGAUGAAAUCGUACUAAUCCGACUGAAUUUGCUGUGUAUUGAUUUCCGAGUAUUUGCUUAUUUCAAAUCGGACUUUUUUUUUGUUCUUCUUCGAUUCUGGGCUUGAAGGGAACAUUUGUGGUUUAUAUUAUGAGGAAAAGGGAGAGGGAAAAUCCUUGUGGGGUAUGCGGCCACUAUCAUAAAUACGAAGAAGGGGAAGUUUGUUCGAUUUGCGGCCACCGCAUUCCGGCUGCAUCGGAGAAAACUUCAAUCCGAGUCAGCGCCUUCCCCUCCGUGAUUUUGCCAGAAUUCCUUUACUUGGGCAGUUAUGAUAACGCAUCACGUUCGGAGCUUCUCAAGACUCAGGGAAUCUCUCGAAUCCUCAAUACGGUUCCUUCUUGUCAAAAUCUCUACAGAAACUCAUUUACCUACCACUGUCUCCCAGAUGACAAAACUUUGCCUUUUGAUGAAGCGAUUCAGUUUCUAGAGCAAUGUGAGAAGGACAAGGCCCGCGUUUUGGUUCAUUGCAUGUCAGGGAAGAAUAGGUCCCCAGCUAUUGUGAUUGCUUACCUGAUGAAGUCCAGGGGAUGGAGACUCAGCCAGAGCUACCAGUGGGUAAAAGAGAGGAGACCUUCUGUGGAAUUAUCUGAAGGUGUUUCCCAGCAACUGCAAGAGUAUGAGCGCAAGAUCUAUGGAGCGGUUGACCCUGGCGGCUCUCCUUUGUUUGGAUUCUCAACUCCAGCACCUCCUCCUAUUAGCUUUGGCUACCCAAGAGUUAAUGAUCCAGCAGCUCCUCUUCCUGCCUUUAGCAAUCCUGGCGCUACCUCAGUCUUUGCCCAAGCUCCCUUAGACGUGCCCCCGACUGACUUUACUUUUGGAGCCGGUCAGACUCAAAACAGUGUAAUUGGGAGCCCAUUCAACGCCAAUCCACCAAAUCGAACUGGCAGUGAUGCCCAGAUGGAUGGUUCUUGAUUCCGGCUAGAAUAAUUCACGAUGACCAGUACGGCAACUCUGAUGAGCUUUAUUAUCUGGAGCAUAGAGAGUGGUGAGGGUAAAAUGCUCAUACAUUGUAGCUUCUAAGACUUGGCUGGUGCUAAAUUUAUAGACUAAGGUAAAGUUUUUUACGUGUUUGUUAUCAAGUUUUUCAAUAAAAAUUUGACAUGUAAAGGAAAUCUGUUGAAAGAUCCAGUUAUGCAGUGUUGAGUUAUUAGAAACAUACACUUGUCAUAUUUUCAUUGUAUAACUUGAUAACAAUCACAUAAAAGUUGUACCCCGAGUUUAGGAUGCUGUCCUGCAAGCUGCCUUGCUUCAAAUCGAGAUGCGAAUGAUCACAAGUGACUGAUAGAUACUAUACAAGUUCAUUCUCUCUUAUUUAUUUUCGACUCAUUUCAUAGUUUCCUGGUUGUAGUAAUGAAUUACAGCUGAUUUGCUGGCCUGAUGUGCCUGCUCUUCUGCAGAGCCGCACUUGGAUUUUCCGGUUGUUAGACAUUACAAGCGGAAUUGUACAAGAUGAAAUAGGUUACGGUACUCUUUAUCUACGCAUUCGGUAUUGUGUUA